AUGCACGACUACUUAACAGGGGGAUUCACCGCUAAUACUAGCUUGGCUCAUUAUUGCCGAGAUAAUGGUUUACUUCUUCACAUCCAUACUCCCAAGAAAAUCUCGAAUGACCUUCAACAAAAGGAUACCUGUACCCGAAACCGACACAAUUGGGUAGGUAGAGAAUACCAUAUAAGAAAAUCAAAAUUGAUAUAUAUAUAUAUAGCUCCUUCGGUGCACUCACUUUUUUGGGUACAUUCAGUGCACCCACCUCUAAAAGUGGUCAUAAUACAUUAA
Molecule: messenger RNA, 276 nt
Organism: Linum tenue
Lineage: Eukaryota; Viridiplantae; Streptophyta; Magnoliopsida; Malpighiales; Linaceae
Source: the annotation of a GenBank genome assembly